Molecule: messenger RNA, 2076 nt
Organism: Malaya genurostris
Lineage: Eukaryota; Metazoa; Arthropoda; Insecta; Diptera; Culicidae
Product: zinc finger protein 883-like
Exons: 4
Coding region: 98-2035 (645 amino acids)
Biological process (GO): regulation of transcription by RNA polymerase II
Cellular component (GO): nucleus
Molecular function (GO): zinc ion binding; RNA polymerase II transcription regulatory region sequence-specific DNA binding; DNA-binding transcription factor activity, RNA polymerase II-specific
Source: RefSeq, a predicted model, not a curated record
CCCUGCCUGAAAAUGUUAGAAAAUUUUUACCUGGCAUCUCUGGUGUUAAUGUCUCCUUGGAAAUUUUUAAUUUGAUAAGCUGUCUGGAGCAUUCGAAAUGUCCUGCAUUGUACCAACUUGUGAUAGCUACGGGGAAGAGUUGAUGCGCUUCCCAAAAGUUUCUAUGCUCUCGGAACGCUGGCUCGAAGCGAUUCAAGUAGGUACCGGAUUGGUAAUAGAAUCUGUAUACGAUCUAGAACAUCUGCAGAUUUGUCAUUCACACUUUCCAAAGGCGGAAAGUUCCAUACUCGAUGAUUCUGGUUACCGAGAGCCGAGCAUAUUUAAGAAUUGUGACGGGAUUUGCAUUGAAGUCAGCUGUUGCCGGCUGUGUUUGGAAUUCUAUAACAGAGAUGCAAUGAUCGGGUUGGACUCUUUCGUUGGAGAGAAGCAGCUUAAAUGCCAUAUUGAUGAAUUAUUCAAUAUAAACUUCCAAAAUGACGAUUUUUUUACACUUGUUUGUCAGCAAUGUUUAGUACGAAUUGAGAUAGCGAUGAAAAUUAAACAAAACUCGAUUACUAACGAACUCGCAUACCAUGAGUUGAUACGAACAGCCCAGGAACAUAGCUUUGUGGUUUUAAAGGAAGAACCUAAUUUAUCCCCGGAUAAUAUUGUCAAAGAAGAAGUGUAUUUGGAGGAUUGGCUUGAUCCGGAGCAAUUACCCGGCGAUAACCACGAUGAUGAUGAUGAUGAUGUUAUGGAACCGAUAGAAACAGAGCGGUCUCCAAAGAUUAGGAAAACUCGAAGAGGUCGAAUUCCAAAACAUGAGAGGGGACCACGGAAGAAACCACCUGGUACUGUUAUGGACAAUUUGAAGCGAAAAUGUUACAUCUGCGUUAAGUUUUUCCCGGAUGCCAAUGCGUUGGUAUCGCAUCUUACAGAAACGCAUACCACGAACUCUGUUUAUCGAUGUGAGGAAUGUUCAAUUGAUAUUCCCGUUUUGACGACGUACAAUCGCCAUCUGAGCCGGCACGAUGAAACGGAAAGGCCAAACAAGUGCAGUGAUUGUCCACUGCGGUUCAAAUCAACUAUGCAGUUAAAAAUUCAUGAAAAUAUGAUCCAUGGAGCGAACCACAAGAUCAAACUGAGCGAACAAAAAGAAUCAGUUAUAAUUUGCGAGAUUUGCGGCCACAAGUUUAGCCACAAAGGCAAACUCAAUGAUCACAUUCAGCGAGUUCAUCUGAAAAUAGGAAUACCAAAAUGCGACAUAUGUAGCAAAACUUUCACUACCAGAAGUAGUCUCGAGCGGCAUAUGAUUUCACAUUCGGACGUAAAACCGUACGCUUGCGAUCAAUGCGACCAGAGCUAUCGACGAUUGCUGCUAUUGCGACAGCAUAAGAGCUUAGUCCACGAGGGCAAAAAUCCACACGUUUGUACCGAAUGUGGCAAAGAGUACAGAGGGUCUCAAGCUUUGUAUUUCCAUCGAUUAAAAGUUCAUUUAGGUAGACAGCGUCCUAAAUCUCGUCAUGCUCGAUCUGAGAUUUGCAAACUGUGCAACGAUCCAUUCCCAAAGCUCAGUGCAUUGGCCGAGCACAUCAAGCAGGAACACGACAAUGAGAAAUAUCCUUUCAUUCAAUGUGCGGAAUGUCCCAAAACCUUCCUAUCCGCGCAGAAACUAUCGCAACAUAAACCAAUUCACACUGAUAAAUAUGCUUGCACGAAAUGCAAUAUACGCUAUUCUAAUAGAACACAGAUGCAGCACCACAUGGACCUCAAGCACCCGGACGGGCGCAAGUUCGAAUGUCAUUUCUGUGGAAAAUCGUACAACACCACACGUGCAUUAUCGAUACAUAUCGGGCUUCACACCAAGGAAAAGAGAUUCCAUUGUGAGUUUUGCCAGAAGGCCUUCUCGCGCAACUGUGAACUGAUCAUUCACAGACGUCUCCACACGGGGGAAAAGCCGUUCCAAUGCAUCGGAUGCCUCAAACGAUUCAGUGACGAUGGAACAUUUUAUAAGCACAAGAAGAUCUGCAAAGCGUUAAAAGCAAAAACCGAGUAGCAAUUAAUCAGAUAUGAUGAAAGAUUUAGAUAAUAAAGUAA